UGGUCAUUGAAGACUUUGACAACAAAGUUAAUCAGAGUUCUAUUCUGAUGUUUCUCAGAUCAAGGGCCAGUACUAGUUACUGAUGCAGAGAUGUCCUGGAAAACAGCUCAGAGUGUCUGUAGAAAAAACUUCACAGACUUCUACACGGUCAGGACCGAGAGUGAGAAUCAGCAGCUAACCGAGAUGAUCAAAGGUUACCCGUGUGCCUGGAUCGGUCUGUUCAGAGACUCAUGGACAUGGACUGAUCAGACCAGCAUAAGCUCUUCUCUGCGAUGGGCUGAAAAACAACCAGAUAAUCUGUCUGGCAAUGAAACCUGCGCUGCUGUCAAUGAGAAUGGUCGGAUUACUGAUGAGCCCUGCUCAAGAAAGUUUUUCUUCUUUUGCAAAAGUUCAAGUAUUUCAUCGCUUGUCACAGAAACUGUAAAGCGACAGAUAUUGAGACUGGAGGUGAAAGCUGGUGAUAAUGUCAUUGAUCAAGUGACUGCAGAUGCUCUGUUGAAGGAGGUCCAGCAGAAACUCGGAGAGCAGGGAAUGGCAGCGGAUCUGAAGUUUUCAUGGAGACAGCAGCCAAAUGGAAAGCUGUUCCAAACACUGAAAAAGAAUAAUUAUAGAUUUUCAAAAUGCUCAAAAUACUAGUUAGACUAUUUAUUUCUUCUCAAAAGUUUCUGAAUAUUUCUCAUUUAGGGUCAUGAAAAUGUAUGCAAUGUAUGGACACAUAAAUGUGCUUAGGAAAGGCUGUACAAAUUUUGUUAAGAUGUCUUGGGGUCCUAUUGACUCACCCAUUGGUUUACAUGCAAUUUAUCACUGAAAACACUGAAGAUGGGGGGAAAACUGAUAUGAAAAACAAAAUAUGAAAAACAUUAGGACUUAAACAUAAAAAGAACAUUUUUCACAUUUAGUCUUCACAUAUUUUUUACUUUCUGACAAGCUAUAAUAUAUAAUUGUUCUGUUUUAACAUGAUCCUGUAGAUUUCUGGAAACAAAAUGAGAUGAUGAUUAAAUGUGAUCAAAAUAGGGUAAAUGUCUUACAUCAUAUCUGAAUUAAUCAAUAUAUUUUAUUAACUAAUUUGUCUUUUAAUGUUUUUUUUUUUAGUUCAUCAUAGUUAUUAUAGUAGGCCUAAUUAAUGUAAAGUGAAAGUAAAGCUUCUGGAAACAAACGCUCCUCAAAAGAUCCUGAGGAUUAGAUUUGAGACUCAGAAUCAAGUAAAGCUGAGCUGCUUCAGUCCAGUAAGAGUUAAUCUGAAGAUAUUACUGACCUUAUUCUGACCUUUACUUGAUCACAAUCAGGAAAGAUUCUAAAACACUUUUGCGGUGGCUGUGGCCUAAUGGUUAGAGAGCUGGACUAGUUAACAGAAAGUCGCUGGUUCGAGUCUCAGUGCUGGCAGGAGUGUGAAACUUGUUGAGUGUGAAACAGGUUUAGCAGCAGAGUUUGAUCAUGUUGAUAGUUUAGAGGCCUUUAUGUUUCAAAUCGGGUUCAUAUCCUUAAAUAUGUACAUUUGUAUGUGUUAUGUUUGUUACUGACAAUUAUUAUUAUU
Molecule: messenger RNA, 1534 nt
Organism: Carassius auratus (goldfish)
Lineage: Eukaryota; Metazoa; Chordata; Actinopteri; Cypriniformes; Cyprinidae
Product: C-type lectin domain family 4 member K-like
Exons: 3
Coding region: 91-636 (181 amino acids)
Source: RefSeq, a predicted model, not a curated record